Carassius gibelio (silver crucian carp) is the source of this 4379-nucleotide messenger RNA. RefSeq names its product ATP-sensitive inward rectifier potassium channel 10-like. Gene Ontology annotation, cellular component: plasma membrane. Gene Ontology annotation, molecular function: inward rectifier potassium channel activity. Gene Ontology annotation, biological process: potassium ion import across plasma membrane; regulation of monoatomic ion transmembrane transport. The coding region runs from base 564 to 1832 and encodes 422 amino acids. The record is from RefSeq and is a predicted model, not a curated record. The transcript is spliced from 6 exons. NCBI's taxonomy places the organism in Eukaryota, Metazoa, Chordata, Actinopteri, Cypriniformes, Cyprinidae.
UCAUGAAUUAAAUAGUACUGAGGCGCUGAAAGUACGUAUUUACAUCAACAAUGAAAGACAGGACUGAGACGAGAGGAGAAAGUUGUCAGAGAGAGCUGCAAACAAAACUUCUUGAGGAGUCACUUAAAACAAGACAAGAGACCGAGGAGGAUAGAGAGAGAGAGAGAGAGGGAGAUAGACAUAAUUAGUCGGUAACAUUUGACUCUGACUGACUAACUUAUUGCUAUCGAGCCUAUUAUAUAUAGCCUAGGCUAUUUUUUUUACUUGAUCGAUUUUGUAUAGCCUAUUUGCACAAAUAUUUAGGAGUAGAGACUAUAAUUGUUUGAAUUAGUAGUGUUUCAUAUGAGUGAUGAACAUUAUGAGAACUGCGCGGUUUGUCACUCUUCUGGAGCGGAUGAUGUUGACGAAUACGCAAGGAACGCGCUUCUCUGCGUCCUGAACACUUUCACAACUUUCGCCUCGGAUUGUCUCCUGAAACUGGAAAACAGCAUCGACUGCUCUAAACCACAAAGAGAGAGAGAGAGAGGGAGAGAGCUCUGGAUUCAAGUCCUCAGUGAAAAGUUAUGACCUCUGCCACGCCCCCUUCUUCCCGUAGCUCCUCCCCACAGAAGGUCUGCCACUCCCAGACACAGACAGAUGUUCUAAAGCCACUCCUAGGUGGAGGAGGCGGGACUUCGACAGAAAACGGACCUGCUGCAUUGAGACGCCGUCGCCGGGUGCUAUCUAAAGAUGGGCGGAGCAAUGUACGUAUCGAACACAUUAGCGGUCGAGGGAAGCUUUACCUGCGUGACAUUUGGACGACCUUCCUGGACAUGCAGUGGCGUUACAAGCUUUUUCUGUUUUCUGCCACCUUCGCUGGCACCUGGUUUGUUUUUGGUGUGCUGUGGUACUUAGUGGCACUUGUGCAUGGAGAUUUGCUAGAGUUCGACCCUCCGUCCAACCACACACCAUGUGUGAUGCAGGUCCAAACCCUGACGGGAGCAUUCCUUUUCUCCCUGGAAUCACAAACUACGAUUGGUUAUGGCUUUCGCUGCAUCACUGAGGAAUGUCCUCUUGCUAUCAUUCUGCUUAUUGUCCAACUUGUCAUCACCAUGUUGAUGGAGAGCUUCAUCACUGGAACCUUCCUUGCCAAGGUAGCACGGCCGAAAAAACGUGGUGAGACGGUGAAGUUCAGUCAACAUGCUGUGGUCGCCAAUCAUGAGGGCCGACCUUGUCUUAUGAUCCGUGUCGCUAACAUGCGUAAGAGUCUCCUUUUAGGCUGCCAGGUAACAGGUAAGCUGCUGCAGACGGCACUGACUAAAGAGGGUGAGACAGUGCGUCUGGACCAAAGGAAUGUAGCCUUCCAAGUGGACACAUCCAGUGAGAGCCCCUUCCUCAUCUUGCCCCUCACUUACUUCCAUGUGAUUGAUGACAACAGCCCAAUGCGGGCAUGGGCUGCCAAAGGUGGUGGGUGGACGGAUCCAGAGCUGGCUGACUUUGAGCUGCUUGUGAUCAUGAGUGCUACCGUGGAGCCGACCUCGGCCACCUGCCAAGUUCGCACCUCCUACCUGCCCGACGAGAUCCUGUGGGACUAUGAGUUUCCACCUGUCGUCUCCCUCUCCCCCUCUGGAAAGUAUAUGGCUGAUUUUACUUUCUUUGACAAGGUUGCCAAGACCAAGACCAUGCCCCUUUUCAAACAAGCCCCGCCUCCAAACACCCAGUCACCACAACAUCAAGGCAGUGGUGGUGGAGACCAACGGGCGGAUGUGGAGAAGAAGCGAUUGGAGGAGAGUUACCGGGAGGAAAGGGGGCGUGGCCGAGAACAGCUUAGCGUCCGCAUUAGUAACGUCUAGAGAGUGUAAUACAAAUGAAUGAAUGGGGGGAUCAGAUGGAGAUAAAUUGCUUGAGUACUUGUUUGAUUCAGUGUUCGCCAGCUUUUUUUGAUGCCACUGAGCUAACCUGUUAUUCAAGGUAGCGUGCCAUUAGAGUUUGCUAGCACUGAAAUGUACUGGCAUACAAGCAUGAAAUAGAGAAGAUAAGACAGUGAGUAUGUUUGGAAUAGCACACUAACAUACUACACUUGCUGUUUCUGCCGUAUAUAUUACGUAUAUACUGUGCAUAGCAUGCACGUUGUCAGUAUGAACAGAACACAUAAUGAUCUACUAUGGGAAAAUGAUUGGAAAAGCAUGCCUUCUCCUACAUAUUUGCAAAACUCCUAAAAUAUACUUUUACACAUACAAUUCACUGCAGUUUCUGUUCACAGUAAAGAACCAACAACUUCCUUUUCAAACUAAUUAUGAUUACAAGGACAGAAUAUUGAUGGUUAAAAGCCUAUUUUCAUAUGGUAACUUGAAAUAUAUAUAUGUUAAGAGCUAAUAAGUAAUACAUUUUUAAUGUUUGCUCAUAAUAAUCACAUAGUCAGGUCCCUAAUGUGGUUUUCCUGCCAUAGUAAACUUGCUGGAUAGCUCACCCGGUGCAAUGCGAUGCAAAGCGCUGCAGUCUUCUGAAAUACGAGUCAUGAUAAAAGAGCUCAAAGGCUUGUAGAAGCAAGAAAAAAUGCCAUCAUUUCCUCGGCAAAUGUAUUUUAUGUCACAUUUGCUUUUGUUAACACUAUUGGUUGCAUUUAAGCCUGGAUUUAAUGUAGAUGAUGUUAUUUUCAAACACUCACCGGACAUUCAUUUGUGAAUUAUACAUUACUAUAUGUACAAUAACCAAUGAAACAGAAACUUACCAGUUUCUUGUCCAUCUGUUCAUGUUCAGCUCCACCAAAUGGAUAUUUUAUUUCCAAACUGCUGAGAUUCAUAGAACAACCAAUGCGAUAAAACAUAGGCAAAUUAGCGCUCCCACAGGUCAUUUAACCGUUUUACAAGUUUUUUACUAAAUGUGCAAGAAGCAACAUGAAAUCACUUUGCAGAAAUGGCAAUGCAGGCGUGUUUUUCCAAAAAGCCUGGGACGCAAAUUGUGGAGAACAGAACCAGAGCACACUGUGAGGAAUACCCUUCUCACAAUGCAGUGCAAUAUUAUGAUUUCAGAAGCUGAGGUAAUUUUGAGUAAUUUGAGGCAACGAUUUGAUCUUUUAUUCAGCGUUACUUGCAGUGCAUUCAAACGAUAUGUUUCUAGUGUUACGUUCAACCAGUCGAGGAACCCAUUUUCCUGAAUUUCUUUAUUAUUUAAAACUCUCAUCACUGCAUUAUGCACAUCAUUUCACAUGUAACUUUUAAAAUCUGUAUGCUACAUAUGAAUGCUAGUAUGCUAGUGUUCCAUUCCGGACAUAGCUGGAAUCCAUAAAUGAGAAAUACUGUAAACUACUAAACUAUUAGACCAUGUGGAAUCAACUGAUGAUUCAACAUAGAUCUGCUGCUUUACACUGGUUAAAACAUCAACAGACUCUGGAGCGAUGAACCUGCUCACUGGGAAAGACUGGUUCACCUCCUUGUGGCCAAGAAUAGCAGUGCUACACAUCUGAGACACUUUGAGAAGAACAACUUUUCUGUAAACUCUGAUGGACAAUACCUGAUUUCAUAAACACACGGAUAUCUGUCUAUUUUUGCUGAAGGAUUAUGGAUUACAAUGGACAAAUGAAAAACACAAAUCAUUAUAUUUAAACCACUGUACUGUAGUUAAUGACAGAGCAAAGGUACAACAUUUAGAGUGAAUAACCUGUGCGUGUCUUAUUGAGAGAUUGCAUUGGAUGUGAUUUAUAUUUAUGUUGGUGUCUAACAGUGCCAGUACAGAGCUAUCUAGGGUAAAGAUCUAGUUUUUUUUUACCCAUAGUUGACACUGGAAUAAACAGGAUGUUUGUUAACAAUACUAAAAGCACUUUAACUGGAGGAGGAGGCUUUAUUUUUGAUAUUUUGUUUGGGUCCAACUCAACUGUUUAUGGCCUUUUAAAUGUGAAGAGGAUGUUGAAAGAAUGUAUUUUGAAAUAUAGUAAAUGUCAAGUCAAUGUGCCUAUGACUCAACAACGACAGCAGCACCAACAAUAAUAAUAGUAAUAAUACGGUAGAGCUGUUCAUUAAGUCAAGAACCACUUUUACCAUGGUAAAUUAUUAUUGUUCAUGCAUUGUGUUAUAUUGAGUGAACAAACUCCUCAUUAUACAGACUACUGAGGUGAAUAAUUAGUUUUAUAAAAUAAUUUUUAUGAGAGAUCAGAUAUAAAACUUGCAGGUGAUAUAAAGUACUUAUAACACUAUUAUUAUUAUUAUUAUUAUUCAAAUUUAUGUUGUUGAAAAAGAACGAUUUUGGUUUUAUCUUUAUUGCGUUCUGCCGGUCUUAAACUGUGGCUGUAAGGAAACACCUGUUUCAUGAAUUUCCCUUUGUGUUUAGUCACUUUCAGAACUGGACUUUCAUCACUUUAACUGUAAAUGUCUGUUUUUAAUAAAUGAGAAGUUUUGAAGUGA